Paramecium sonneborni is the source of this 1572-nucleotide messenger RNA. NCBI's taxonomy places the organism in Eukaryota, Ciliophora, Oligohymenophorea, Peniculida, Parameciidae. The record is from the annotation of a GenBank genome assembly.
AUUAAAAUCAAUGAUAUAAGAUUCAUUAUUUGCUGAAUCCUUUUGGAAUCCAAUUUCACUCAAUUCAUUUUCAAAUGAUAACGAUUAUGAUGUAUAAUUUUUGAUUUCCUUUAAUAUAGGUGUUUUAACUAUACUCAGGAAACACCUCAGUACUAAUAAGAGUAAUCUCUGGGUAAUUAUUAUCUGGUAGUUAAUAAAUCGAUUUAUUGCAAACAUACAUUACAUUAGAUGAGAAGGGAGUAACACUUUAAAAUCUCUUUGGAUAAAUUACAUACACAGGACCAUAAUUAUAGUAGUUUUAUGAACUCAUUAAUAAAUAUUGUAUGCAUUUAGAUAUUCACAAUCAUUAUGUUAUCGAGAAACAAACUCAGAAGUUAGAUAAUUUUGAAGUAUAAUUUAUGGUAUAUAAUUAGAUUUUUCAAUCCAGAGAUAGAAUGACUGCUAUUUCAAAGUCAAUUAAAAAGUAUUCAAAAAUAUUAGGAAAAUCAUAUUUGAACAAUAUAGUCAACAUUACAAAUUAUGAAUAUUUAUUUGAAGAUGAUGAAUAUUUAUAUUUGAUUAUCCCAUAUUUAAAUGGACAAAAAAUUAACAAUUUAUCUUUAGAACAAUCACUUUUUGGAUUACUUAAGCUAUUAUACAAGUAUCAUAACCAAGGAUUAUGUUUGACUACUUUUUCUGUAAUUGUAUUUGUUUUAUUUUAGGAAUCAAAUAUUAUUUUAUUAGAUGAAAAUUAUAAUAUGGAAAUACUGGAUAAUUCUUUAGUUAAAACAUUUACUUAGGACUAUUAAAAAGAUAUAUUCCAAGAUGUUUCAGCCAUCAAAAAUUAUUUAAUAAAAAAGUAAAAAAAUUAAUAUUCUUAAGAUUUCCCUUCAAAGAAGAUAUCAUCUAAGAAGUUUUAAAUAUCAAUAUAAACUCAGUCCAAGAAUUACUAUUUAAUUCACUUUUUAUUAGUUAUUUUGGUGAGAGUAAUUUUUAUGUGUACUUAAAUGCUUAACCAUAUCAAAAUUUAAACUUUCUCUCUUCUAAUUCAUAAUUAAAUUUGCUUGAAACUUUUAAUACUAUUAGAUCAAGCAUUAUGGACUCAUCUGAUGAAUCAGACGGAAUAGAAUAAAUUAAUCAGUUUAAUUUUUGCUAAUCCUAAUUUCAAGAUUCCCCUAUGUUAUCCCCUAAACUUAAACCAAAACAUUAAUCCAGAUUAUCAAGUAGAUAAGUUGUACUAGAAACUCUUUUAAAUGAACAUAUAAUUACACCUGAAUAAUUCUAACAAUUUUAUAAGGAAGAAGAUUUUCAAAAUGAACAAGAAAUUAAUGAAUUUAGUGAAAUGCUCUCUAAAGAAAUUGAAAAUUCUUAAUUUACAACUCCUAUUUAAAGUGAUGUAAUCUAUUUUUUAUUUAUUUUUAGUCAACUGCUACUUGUCCUAACACAGUAAUUAUUCAUUCUAAAAAAAAUGUUGUUAAUCGUAUUUGCGAUAUUAUACAUGAAGCUUAAUAGGAAUUUAUUUAAGCUAUAAAAAAACCCUAUAAUGCUAGUAAAGUCUAGAACGUAAGAAAGAAUCUAUUCAAAAUGCAUUGA